Molecule: messenger RNA, 1736 nt
Organism: Olea europaea var. sylvestris
Lineage: Eukaryota; Viridiplantae; Streptophyta; Magnoliopsida; Lamiales; Oleaceae
Product: beta-galactosidase 13-like
Exons: 10
Coding region: 380-1540 (386 amino acids)
Biological process (GO): carbohydrate metabolic process
Cellular component (GO): cell wall; vacuole
Molecular function (GO): carbohydrate binding; beta-galactosidase activity
Source: RefSeq, a predicted model, not a curated record
AGGCUUGCUGAGGGAACCUAAAUGGGGUCAUUUGAGAGACUUGCACAGGGCUCUGAGAUUAUCCAAAAAGCCUUUGCUUUGGGGAACUCCUAGUGUUCAAAAGAUUAACAAGGACCUAGAGAUUAUAACUUUUGAGAAUCCCAAAAGUAACAUUUGCGCCGCAUUCUUGACCAACAACCACACAAAGGCACCUGCGACGAUUCAAUUCAGGGGUGUCGACUAUUACUUACCACAGAGAUCCAUCAGCAUUCUCCCUGAUUGCAAGACAGUAGUCUACAACACUGAAACGGUUGUUGCACAACAUUCUGCAAGGAAUUUCAUUCCUUCAAAGAACGGAAAGACCAACAAGUGGGAGAUAUUCCAAGAGAAUGUUCCAAACAUGAAUGAUUUGCCUGUAAAGAACAAGGAACCACUCGAGCUAUAUAGCUUAACAAAAGAUACCUCAGAUUACGCUUGGUACUGCACGAGCAUCAACUUCGAUAGGCGUGACUUACCGAUGCGGCCUGACAUCCUCCCGGUACUUCAGAUUGCGAGUCUUGGUCAUGCAUUGGCUGCAUUCGUCAAUGGCAUAUACAUAGGAUUCGGACAUGGAAACAACAUCGAAAAGAGCUUUCUAUUCCAGAAGCCCAUAAGUUUGAAACCCGGAGUUAACCAGAUCUCAAUCUUGGCCAUGACCGUCGGAUUUCCGAAUAGUGGAGCUUACAUGGAGAAGAGGUUUGCUGGACCCCGAGGUAUAACAAUCCAGGGUUUGAUGUCUGGAACUCUUGAUAUCACAAUGAACAAUUGGGGACACCAGGUUGGUAUGGCAGGAGAAAAAAUGCAGUUGUACACUGAAGAAGGCUCCCAAAAAGUUAAAUGGGGUCCAACUUCAUCGAAUGGAGCAGAUGGACCGCUCUCUUGGUACAAGACAUAUUUUGAUGCGCCAGAAGGUAACGACCCUGUGGCCAUCAAUAUGAAUAGUAUGGCAAAGGGCAUGAUCUGGGUCAACGGUAAAAGCAUUGGCCGUUAUUGGACAUCUUUCCUCUCCCCUCUCGGGAAGCCUACUCAAUCAGAGUAUCACAUUCCAAGAGCCUUCUUGAAACCAAAGAAUAAUCUCUUGGUCAUAUUUGAGGAGACCGGAGGAAAACCGGAGAAAAUUGAGAUACAAACAGUUAAUCGGAAUAUAAUUUGCAGUGUGAUAACUGAAUACCAUCCACCCCUUGUAAAAUCAUGGGAAAGGAAGGACAAUAUAUUUCGGGCAAUAGUUGACCCUGUCAAGACCGGAUCCCACCUAAGUUGCCCCGACAACAAGGUCAUGAAUGCCAUAGAAUUCGCAAGUUUUGGUGAUGCUGAUGGUGCUUGUGGUUACUUCUACCAUGGCAAAUGUAACUCUCCCAAAGCCCUCCAAGUCGUUGAACAGUAUUGCUUGGGAAAGAACGAGUGCACAAUUCCGAUUGAGAGACAACUUCUUGAUGAUCCAAGCAAGGAUUCUUGCCCUGAAAUUGCAAAAACACUAGUUAUCCAAGCAAAAUGCGGCCAUCCAGAGAAGAAGAACAACUAACUUUGUGAUAUUAAAUUGAAUGCUUGAGAGUGAAUAAGUUGGUUGAGCUUCAAGAUCGUUCUCUUCUAUUGCAAGCUAGUAGUAUAGAUACUGCAAUAGCCCUUUUUGGCUGUUUAAUAUCAUGAUUUGUAUAAUAUUUUGCUACCCCAUUUAUUGAAAUAAAAAAUCCAUGUGAUUUUUUUUUCAUGUCCCCAUA